AAAGACUCCUCGCACACGUCGGGGCGCGCCUCGAUUUUUUUCAGAGCCGUCAUGGCGCCGGUGGGUGGCGUGCGGAGCACAACGGCGCGCAGCUGCGCGGUGCAGAUCUUCGGCUCGGAGGAGGAGCUGGUGGUGCCGGUGACGGUGAGCACCCGUACCCUGGUCGUGAAAGAGCUCAUCUCGCAAAAGACGGGUGUGCAUGUGGAUGAUCUCAAGAUCAUGGCGAAGGGUGGACCCUUCAUGCGGGAGCUGAGAAACACGGACGAGGUGCGGAGUCAAUGCUGGGUGAAAGGCGUCGAGAGCUUCAAAAGGAAGAGGCAGCCGUACGCCCACCCCCAUGCCAUCAUCGGAGCCGGCCACAACGGGCUACGGCAGGCGCUGGUCUUUGCAGAGAACAAGGACACCAACUAUGUGCUUUUCGACCGCCAUGACCGGGUGGGCGGCACUUCCUGGUUGGACCAUGCCAACAAGUGGUCCAAGGUCCAGACGGAGCUGGGCACCUAUCACUUGAACUACUCGGAGCAGUGCGAGUGCCCCAAGGGCAUCUCGCCCUGGCCAAGCAGGGAUGAGCUGCUGGCUCACUUUGACCAGGUCUGCGAUGAGUGGGGCCUGCGGCCUCAUUUCAAGAUGAGCACCGAUGUGCAGAGGUACGAAGUGCGAAGCGGUGAGGGCGGCCAGAGCUACAGGCUAUCUCUAAGGACCUCGGAGAACGGCAAGAACGAGGACUGGGAGACCACAGUGGCCAGCCUGGUGAUGUACCCCGGGAACCUCACCAUUCCUCGGCGAGAGGAGUACAAAGGCGAGGAUGUCUUUGGGGGGGUGGUCUCCUAUGGCAUGUUCGACGAGACCGACUACGGGGCCUUGACGGGCAAAAACGUGGCGAUCGUGGGCUUCGGCGCCUUUGCCGUGGAGAACAUCCGCACCUGCUGUGAGCACCGGUCUGGCAAGAUCUACCUGGUCUGCCGCAGGAAAAACUUGUGCAUGCCGCGGAUGGUUUCGUGGUGGAUCAAUGGCUCCGUCUUUCCGGUGGCGGCGGGCGAUGUCCUGCGAGAGAUGGAGGACGCGUACAAGAUGGUGGGCGAUGACCCGUGGAGCUACUAUGCCGUGCGCGCCAAUGAGUCGCGAAGCAACGUCACCAUCUUCCAGAAGGCGAGGUUCGGCAUCGGAGACAUCUACUUCUUAUCGAGGUACUACGGGAAGAGUGAGGUAGUCAUCGGUACGGUGAAGAAACUCUCGGAGUCGACCAUGCACCUGGAGGAUGGCAGAAAGUUGCAGGAUGUUCAGGCCAUCCUGAAGCUCUUCGGCUUCGUGCCGGACUGGGCGGUGGACAAGUUCCUGCAGCUGAAGCACCUGACGGGCAUCUGGGUGAACGACGACUACCGCCUCGGCACCAUGUCGGAGUUCCCCACCGUGAACGCCCAACGCUUCGGGGGCACCUCCUUGUCCCCGGGGGCGGUGUCCUGGUGCAACAUGUUCUACUACUUCUGGGGCUAUCCUAAAGACUUUGAGAAGAUGCUGGCGAGCGGCAUGCUGGUGAAGCAUUUCCCCAACAUGCAGAAGGAUGAGCCAGGCUACGUGAUGGACGCCCAGCACGGGUCGCAGGUGCUGAUUACCAUCGGCGGGCUCUGCCCGCAGCUGGCGGAAACCAUGUCAAGGUAUGACGACCGCUUUAAGCGUUCCAAGCAGUGGGGGACGCACACCCUGACGCAAAUCCAGGCGAUUGCGGAGGAGGAUUGGUUUCGAUAUUGCAAGAUGUUCAAGGAUGCCGGCGACGACAGGCCCUUUCCAGCAUAUCCCUACUCGAAGCAACGAGUGCAUGCUAUGGUGGACCGACAAGACCGGGAAGAGCACGAGAGGCUUGCGAAGAAAGGCUUGCUCCAGGCAUAGGCCCAGUGGCUGAGUUAACGCAUCGGGUGGUCCGUCUUCGGCCCCUCGCCACGGAA
Molecule: messenger RNA, 1943 nt
Organism: Effrenium voratum
Lineage: Eukaryota; Dinophyceae; Suessiales; Symbiodiniaceae
Source: the annotation of a GenBank genome assembly